Messenger RNA from Patiria miniata (bat star), 4738 nucleotides. Its product is annotated as manganese-transporting ATPase 13A1-like. Gene Ontology annotation, molecular function: ATP hydrolysis activity; membrane protein dislocase activity; P-type ion transporter activity. Gene Ontology annotation, biological process: intracellular calcium ion homeostasis; extraction of mislocalized protein from ER membrane. The transcript has 27 exons. Lineage: Eukaryota; Metazoa; Echinodermata; Asteroidea; Valvatida; Asterinidae. The coding region runs from base 32 to 3646 and encodes 1204 amino acids. Gene Ontology annotation, cellular component: endoplasmic reticulum membrane. The record is from RefSeq and is a predicted model, not a curated record.
AUUCACAGAAGCAAGGGGGUAAUUUUCCAAGAUGGCGGCUUCCAUCAGCGACGAAAUCAAAAGUAUUUCUCUCCACAAUCUUCGUCCUGUGGUGUUCCAUGGCUACGUUUUUCCCUUUAUUUUUCUAUACAGCAUUUGGCUGUAUUUCUGGGUUGGUGUCUAUGGUGUGAAUGAGUACUUUGAAGCCGGUUUGAUCGCUUUAGCGAUCGUCGGAUGUGUUCAGAUACUGGUUUGCUUGUUUUGCCAUUGGUCUGUGCACGUCUGGUGUUCACUCACGUGUACAACGGAAAAUGAUCCUUUCAAAGCAGGAUGGCUCAAAGUGGUACCCACUGAAAACAAUGGAUACCCAGAUAUCAUCAAGCUUCAUAAUGAUAAGGCAAAAGAGGACAACAAGCCACAGCUUUGGUUCAUCUUCCAGAAGACCAAGUACAUCUAUGAUGCUGAGGAGAAGAAGAGGUUCCAGUCCGUCCAGUUCCCCACAAACUUGCCCCUCAGGGAGUACCAGUCCUGGAAGGGUUACACGGAGGACACGGAGGUGGCUGAGGCCAAGAACAAAUAUGGAGACAAUGAACUCAACAUGGAGCCUCCAAUGUUCAAGGAUCUGUUCAAGGAGAGAGCCACAGCUCCUUUCUUUGUCUUCCAAGUCUUCUGUGUUGGUCUCUGGUGUCUGGAUGAGUAUUGGUACUACAGUAUCUUCACUCUCUUUAUGCUGGUGACAUUUGAAGCGACCUUGGUACAGCAGCAGCUGAGAAACAUGGCCGAGAUCAGGAAGAUGGGAAACAAGCCGUUCCAUAUCCAGGUGUACCGUAACCGCAAGUGGCGCCCAAUCAUGAGCAAUGAGCUGGUACCCGGUGACAUCUGCUCCAUUGGCCGUUCACAGAACGAGAACCCGGUACCCUGCGAUAUGCUUCUGCUGAGGGGACAGUGUAUUGUGGAUGAGUCUAUGCUGACAGGCGAGUCUGUACCACAGAUGAAGGAAUCUAUUGAGACUUGCGAGGGAGGCGACAUCCUUGAGAUACAGACAUACGGCAAGCUGCAUGUUAUCUUUGGUGGGACCAAGGUUGUUCAGCACUCUCCACCCAGCAAGUCAGCCAGUGGACUCAAAGCUCAUGACAAUGGAUGUAUUGCAUAUGUUCUCCGCACUGGAUUCAAUACAUCACAGGGUCGGCUCCUGCGCACAAUCCUGUUUGGGGUCAAGAGAGUCACAGCCAACAACUUGGAGACAUUCCUCUUUAUCCUGUUUCUCCUGAUCUUCGCUAUUGCUGCAGCUUCUUAUGUGUGGAUUGAAGGUUCCAAGGACCCGGACAGAAAUAAGUACAAGUUGUUCCUGGAGUGUACCCUGAUCCUGACCUCAGUGGUCCCCCCUGAGCUGCCUAUAGAGCUCUCUCUAGCCGUCAACUCCUCCUUGCUGGCUCUCAGCAAACUUGGUGUGUAUUGUACUGAGCCAUUCAGAAUUCCAUUUGCUGGGAAAGUAGACAUGUGCUGCUUUGACAAGACGGGGACUCUGACCAGCGACAACUUGGUGGUGCAAGGAAUAGCAGGACUCAAGGGUGGUUCCACGAUCUGCCUGAUCGCUGACUGUCCUAUUGAGACACAUCAGGUGUUGGCCACCUGCCAUUCAUUAGUACAGCUGGAUGACACUAUAGUCGGUGACCCACUGGAGAAAGCCACACUCACUGCUGUGGACUGGACACUUACCAAAGGUGACGUGGUGAUUCCACGCCGCAUCAGGGGCCAGCCUCUCAAGAUAGUUCAGCGCUACCACUUCUCUAGCGCCCUCAAGAGGAUGGCUGUCUUGGUCUCCAUGCAGGAGGCGGGGUCAACCGAACACAACUUCAUGGCUACAGUCAAGGGGGCCCCAGAAACACUCAGAGCUAUGUUUUCCACAGUGCCUGAUGACUAUGAUGCUGUCCACUCAGAAAUGUCCAGGCUUGGUGCACGGGUGCUGGCCCUCGGUUACAGGAAACUGGGACACCUUUCAGCACAGAGGAUCCGGGACAUGCACCGUGAUGAGGUGGAACACGAUCUUCUGUUUGCCGGAUUUGUCAUCAUCUCCUGUCCUCUAAAGAACGACUCCAAGGCAGUUAUCAAGGAAAUACAGCAUGCAUCGCACCAUAAUGUGAUGAUCACUGGCGACAAUCCUCUGACUGCCUGCCAUGUUGCUAAGGAACUGAAAAUCACCAGGAAACAGCACACACUCAUUCUCAGCCCGCCUCAGAAUGCCGGAAAGACGGAGAACUCUGAGACAGCCACACAGAACCACACGGAGGAAAGAAACACAGAUGAUCCAUUGCAAGAGUGGCACUGGCAGUCUAUAGACGACACAGUUACCCUACCCAUGGUGCCUAGAAGCAGAGGGGAACAACGAGAGCUGAUUCAAAAAUAUGACUUGUGCAUGACUGGGGAGGCUUUGCAUUACAUGCAGACUGUGAGUGCUAAGUUCUUCAACAGUGUGUUACCCUACAUCAAAGUGUUUGCCAGGGUCGCCCCCAAACAAAAGGAAUAUGUGGUGACAUCUUUGAAGAGACUAGGUUACACGACACUGAUGUGUGGAGAUGGCACAAAUGAUGUAGGAGCAUUGAAACAUGCCCAUGUUGGUGUUGCCUUGUUGUCCAACAUUCCAGAAAGAGUGCUUGAAAGGAUGAAGAAAAAGGCCAAGGAGGAACAAGAGCAAGCGAACAAUGUAAAGCAGGACUCCAAGCACAAGGGCAAGACAGACAAAGAGAAAUCCGUCGCCGAUGUAGUGAGGGCCAGACAGGGUGCUGGGGGCUCCAGCAAGGCUGCAAAAACCAGAGCUGUACAGAGAGGGGAAGACGUCACUAGGAAGCGUAUUAAUGCCAUCUUGAAGGAUAUAGAUGAGCAGGAUCAGCCCCAGGUUGUCAAGCUAGGAGACGCAAGCAUUGCAUCACCAUUCACAUCCAAACUCUCAUCUAUUAUAUGCGUGUGUCACAUCAUCAAGCAGGGUAGAUGUACCCUGGUCACCACACUACAGAUGUUCAAGAUCCUAGCCUUGAAUGCUCUCAUCUUAGCCUACAGCCAGAGUGUCCUGUACUUGGAUGGAGUCAAGUUCAGUGAUGGCCAGGCUACUUUACAAGGACUUCUGCUGGCUGGCUGUUUUCUCUUUAUAUCUCGCUCAAAGCCUCUGAAGUCACUAUCCAAGUCUCGUCCCCUGCCUAACAUCUUCAACCUGUACACUAUCCUGACGGUAUUGAUGCAGUUUGCCGUCCAUUUUGUGUGUCUUAUCUAUCUAGUAGGAGAGGCCAAGGCUAGAUCCCCACCAAGGGAAGGAAAGUUUGUAGAUUUAGAAAAAGAAUUCCACCCCAACUUGUUGAAUAGCAGUGUCUACAUUAUAUCCAUGAUGUUGCAAGUCAGCACUUUUGCAGUCAACUACAAGGGCCAUCCAUUCAUGGAAAGCCUGAAGGACAAUAAACCCUUACUCUACAGUCUGUUGAUAUCUGGCGUUGCCAUCAUAGCACUGACCACAGGUAUCAUACCGGAGAUAUCAGACCAGUUUCAGAUUGUAGAGUUUGAAUCAGAGUUUCGUAUGUUGUUGCUCCAGGGUCUCUUCGCUGACAUGGCAGCUGCUUUACUCAUAGACAGAACUCUACAAUUCGUCCUUGGAAAUGCCAAACUGAAGACUGGUUGAAACGUUCUGUUGUUCAGGAAAUACAUGUUGAGGGCUAGUUUUUUAGGUACCAGUUUGAUAGCGUAUUGUGUAGAAGUAGUGACUAUUGGUGAAGGUUUAGCCCGGAAACAAAAAAAGGGUAUCCGUUUUCAGUGGUACAGUUAUGACCAAGUUCUUUAUCACUGUGGUAAUAUACUGGUGUAGACAUAAUUUGUUCAAUUAUAAUAAAAAAUUAGAAUUAAAAUCCUGAGAAGCCACAAUCACGUUUUUAUUGCUUGAUUCCUUAAAACAAAAUCGCUUAAUUGAGAUCAGCUCAUGUAUUUAUGUUCAAAUUACUAAAUCCCUUUUCAAAGCCAUGGAAAAUGAAACACACAAGUUGCAUUGUAUUCCUUGACCAUACAGUUUUUGUCAUUAUGUUGAAUGCAAGACCACUUUAUGAUGUUGAACAAUUAAAUCUUGUAAAUUGAGUUAAAUACACACAAAUACACACUUGAAAAUGUGGAUGGAAGUAUCCCCAAAGUAAAAACUAAUAUUUUUUUUAGUAAUUUGCUGCAUCAGUUACAAUUGAUAGAAAUAAUGGAAACGUUUAUCUAAUUAGUCUGUGAAAAUGCUGUCUUGUAAUUAAUGAAUAGUCUGUUGGCGCCAGACUGCUAAUUGGCAAUUUAAAAAUUGUGUGUCUGGGAAUUGCCAAUUGUAUUUGUCCCUGGGAGCAGGGGGCUAUCUGUCUUGUUUUUAUUACUGCCAAAACAAUUAGGAACCACACAGGUUAACUUUGAGCAAAUGCCAAACCAGUAUUUUGGUUGGCAUAACUGUGUUUACUGUUUAUAAAACAAAACAGUGUGCAAACGAUUACAGCUGUGAGAAAACUGGCCCAAAAUAACAAAACUGUAAAACAGAUGAGUACCAGAUGACAAUUCCCGAUUAUUUUUCCAAGUAAAGUUGGAAACUCUUUGAAAUUCUACAUUUAUAGCUGAAUUUAUGUACUGUUUUAUGUCUCUCUUCAGCUGUUAAAAUCUGCUGUUAAAACGGGGUAUGUACGUUUCUGUGCGUUAGCCCUGGUUUCCCAAACUAAUGCGCCUCAUCUUAUUAAAUAAAAUUGUGAACUUCAUUGAA